UUUGUGAUAAUCAAACAAGGCAAUGGCAGCAGAAACCAUGGAAGAAGGACUACUGAGUAUUUGCAAUGCCGAUGAGGAAGAGGAAACAUCCUCCUCUGCAGUCACUAGUGUUAUUGUUCAGAGUACUUUAGUCGCCCUCUGUGGUUCUCUCUCCACCGGCUGUGCUACAGGGUAUUCAUCAGCUGCUGAAUCUGGAAUUGUGGAAGACUUGGACCUUAAUCUUGCCGCAUACUCGGUUUUUGGUUCUAUAAUGACAAUUGGAGGUGUUAUUGGUUCAUUGAUGAAUGGCAGAGUAACUGAUCUCAUCGGUCGUAGAGGUGCAAUGUGGUUAUCUGCAAUAGUCAGUACUGCAGGGUGGCUCACUAUAGCAUUUGCACAGAAUGCUUUGUGGCUAGAUAUUGGAAGACUGUCAGUGGGAUUUAGCAUCGGGAUAAUUUACUACGUGGUACCAGUGUACAUAGCAGAAAUAACACCUAAGGAUCUGAGAGGAAGAUUCACUUCAUCUAAUCAGUUAAUGAUAAGCUGUGGUUUUUCUUUAUUCUAUUUGAUUGGAAAUGCUAUAAGCUGGCGCACCAUGGCAGCAAUUGGCUCUAUUCCAGGUGUACUACAGAUUGUAGCCCUAUUUUUCAUUCCAGAGUCUCCAAGAUGGCUGGCUAAAAUUGGUAGACAAAGGGACCUUGAAGCUGUUCUGCAGCGCCUUAGAGGAAAAAAUGCUGAUAUAUCUCAAGAGGCAGCUGAGAUCAUGUAUAUUACAGAAAUAUUUCAGCAGGAAUCAGAGACAUUGAUGGACUUGUUCCAGAAGAGAUAUGCUUACUCGCUCAUUAUUGGAGUUGGGUUACUGUUACUGCAGCAAUUUGGGGGUGCAAAUGCGGUAGCUUAUUACGGAAGCUCUAUAUUUGAAGAUGCCAGUUUUUCAAGUAGCAUUGGGACUAUAACACUAGCUAUUAUCGGGAUACCUGCUAUUGCAGUGAGUGUGCUCCUAACAGACAAGUUGGGAAGACGACCACUUCUACUGGUUUCUGCUACUGGAAUGUGCUUGAGUUUGUUUCUUGUGGGCUUGGCUUUCUGCUUUCAGGACCUACACCAGUUGGAAGAGCUCACUCCCAUUCUUGUGUUCAUCGGCAUGUUGGGUUAUGGUUCAUCAUACUUGAUUGGCAUGGCAGGUUUGCCCUGGGUUAUGAUGUCAGAGAUAUUCCCAGUAAACAUUAAAGGCUCAGCAGGAAGCCUGAUAAGUUUGGUGUACUGGUCUUGUUCUUGGAUAGUAACAUACACCUUCAAUUUUAUGAUGGAAUGGAGCUCAGAAGGAACAUUUUUCUUCUUUUCAGCAAUCAACGGUUUAGCCAUUCUGUUUGUUGCAAAGCUUGUGCCGGAAACUAAGGGGCGAAAGCUAGAAGAAAUACAAGUAUCAAUCUCCCAUCGCAUGGAAGGACCAAGCGUGGAAGGACUACUUACUACGUCCAAUGCCGAUGAAGAGUCCUCCUCGGUCACUAGAGUUGUUCUUCUCAGCACUUUGGUUGCCCUCUGUGCUUCACUCUCUACUGGCUGUGCUAUAGGUUAUUCAUCAGCUGCAGAAAUUGGAAUUCUGGAAGACUUGGACCUUACAGUUGAAGCAUACACGGUGUUUGGUUCAAUAAUGACACUUGGAGGAGUGAUUGGUUCAUUGGUAAAUGGGAAGAUAACAGAUCUCAUGGGUCGCAGAGGUACGAUGUGGUUCUCUGCAAUAUUCAGUACCGCAGGGUGGUUUAGUAUAGCCUUUGCAAAGAAUGCUUGGUGGCUGGACAUUGGGAGACUGUCACUGGGAUUCAGUGUGGGGAUCAUUUACUAUGUGGUGCUAAGUCUUGCUUGUUGCUUUCAGAAAGUACCUGUGUACAUAGCAGAAAUAACACCUAAGGAUCUUAGAGGAAGGUUCACUUCAGCUAACCAGCUGAUGAUUAGCUGUGGCUUUUCACUGUUCUAUUUGAUUGGUAAUGCCAUGCAUUGGCGCACCAUGGCUAUACUUGGUGCUGCUCCAUCCCUACUGCAAAUUGUAGGUUUAUUCUUCAUACCAGAGUCUCCAAGGUGGUUGGCCACAGUUGGUAGACAAACAGACCUUGAAGUUGUGCUGCAGUGUCUUAGAGGAGAGAAUGCUUCUGUUUCUCAAGAAGCAGCUGAUAUCAUGGAGUAUACAAAAAUGUUUCAGAAAAACUCGGGAAGAAUAGUAGACUUGUUCCAGCGCAGAUAUGCUCGCUCGCUCAUUGUUGGAGUUGGGCUAAUGUUACUACAGCAAUUUUCUGGGGUAAAUGCAGUAGCUUAUUAUGCAAGCACUAUAUUUGUGGAUGCUGAUUUUUCAAGUAGCACUGGGACAAUAACAUUGGCUAUUAUUGGGGUUCCUGCUAUUGCAUUGAGUGUUCUCUUAAUAGACAAAUGCGGAAGGCGACCACUUUUGAAUGUUUCUGCUGCCGGAAUGUGCUUGAGUUCAUUUCUUGUUGGCUUGGCUUUCUACUUCCAGGAUCACAACUUGUGCCAGAACCUCACUCCCAUUUUUGUGUUUAUCGGCAUUUUGGGUUAUGGCGCAUCAUACUCAAUUGGUAUAGCGGGAUUGCCCUGGGUUAUUAUGUCAGAGAUAUUCCCAAUAAACGUUAAAGGUUCAGCUGGAAGCCUGUUGAGUUUGGUAAACUGGUCUUGUGCUUGGAUAGUAACAUACACCUUCAAUUUCAUGAUGGAAUGGAGCUCAGCAAGUACAUUUUUUUUCUUCUCAGCCAUUAGCGGUUUAACAGUUCUGUUCAUAGCAACGCUAGUGCCGGAAACUAAAGGGCGAACGUUAGAAGAAAUUCAAGCAUCAAUUGCCCAUUUCCUCUAA
Molecule: messenger RNA, 2839 nt
Organism: Fragaria vesca subsp. vesca
Lineage: Eukaryota; Viridiplantae; Streptophyta; Magnoliopsida; Rosales; Rosaceae
Product: solute carrier family 22 member 4-like
Exons: 36
Coding region: 23-2839 (938 amino acids)
Biological process (GO): transmembrane transport; carbohydrate transport
Cellular component (GO): membrane
Molecular function (GO): sugar transmembrane transporter activity
Source: RefSeq, a predicted model, not a curated record